AUGAAGCUCUCUCUGUUCCUCUCAACCUCUGUCUUAGCAGGGUAUUGUCUAGCAUUUAACCCUUCAGUUCUCGAAGACAUUAUAUACAACACCAACAAGCUCAACCAGUGGAAUAUUGACCUGACCAACGGUAACCAUGGCAGCCACGCAGUGGGCGAUUACAUGGUUUCCAAGGCUAGGGACCUGGAGGACCCAUCGAAAAUCGUGAAUAAGCUGAAUGAACAGACUACAAACAUUGUAAUUGGUCCCAGACCCUAUCACGUUACGCAAAGCCUUUUGACCCUAUCAAUCAAAUUAUCGAAAGACCUCCAUGAUCUGUUUGACAACGUGCAGCGACCACAGGUUCUCUGUGACGCGGAUUUUCAGUCCAAGGUCCAGCAGUUUGCAGACUUGAUCGUUGACCACCCUCAUGUUCUCCAGGUCGCGGAGGAUAGAUUUAAGAGAGAUUGCGACCUUGAUGCUAAUGACCUUCAAAGAGCCUCGGCCAGUUUCGAAUCGACCUACUCGGCCUUCGAUAGCAUGCUGGAUAGCCUGAGUAAUCCUCAAGAAAAGUGCUCAAACUAA
Messenger RNA from Aspergillus tanneri, 564 nucleotides. RefSeq lists its product as uncharacterized. Bases 1 to 564 code for a protein of 187 amino acids. Lineage: Eukaryota; Fungi; Ascomycota; Eurotiomycetes; Eurotiales; Aspergillaceae. The transcript has 4 exons. The record is from RefSeq and is a predicted model, not a curated record.